ACGCAGCCGCAGCUUGUCUGGUUCCCGUCUCCGUCAUAUAUCGGGGCUCCCUGUACUGUACAGCGGUUGCUAGCUGGUUCACAAACUUUGAAACAAAGUUGCCCCAUAUAGUUGGGCUAUUUUAGAUACAGGAGAGAAAACGUUACAUUAACAGGGGGUGUACUAAAAUGCCUGCCGUCUCUAAAGGGGAUGGGAUGCGUGGCCUGGCCGUGUUCAUCUCUGACAUCAGGAACUGUAAAAGUAAAGAGGCAGAAAUUAAGAGGAUAAACAAAGAACUGGCCAAUAUCCGUUCCAAAUUUAAAGGAGACAAAGCUCUAGAUGGCUACAGUAAAAAAAAGUAUGUCUGCAAGCUGCUCUUUAUCUUCCUUCUGGGCCAUGAUAUCGACUUUGGACACAUGGAGGCCGUCAACCUCCUCAGCUCCAACAAGUACACAGAGAAACAAAUUGGUUACCUGUUCAUCUCGGUGCUGGUGAACUCAAACAGCGACUUGAUCCGUCUAAUCAACAACGGCAUUAAGAAUGACCUGGCCAGCCGCAACCCGACCUUCAUGAACCUGGCCCUGCACUGCAUUGCUAACGUGGGCAGCAGAGAAAUGGCUGAGGCUUUUGCUUCUGAUAUCCCCAGCAUCUUGGUGGCAGGGGACACCAUGGACAGCGUGAAGCAGAGUGCAGCACUGUGUCUGCUGCGACUCAACAGGACGUCUGCUGACCUGGUGCCCAUGGGUGAAUGGACAGCACGAGUGGUCCAUCUGCUUAAUGACCAGCACCUAGGAGUGGUAACAGCAGCCGCCAGCCUUAUUACCACUCUGGCCCAGAAGAGUCCGGAUGACUUCAAAACAUCCAUCUCACUGGCUGUGGCCCGGCUCAGUAGGAUCGUGACUUCCGCGUCCAUCGACCUACAGGACUACACAUACUACUUUGUUGCUGCACCAUGGUUGUCGGUCAAAUUGCUGCGCCUGCUGCAGUGCUACCCUCCUCCUGAGGAUGCAGCGCUGCGAAGUCGCCUGACAGAGUGUCUGGAGACCAUCCUCAACAAAGCCCAGGAGCCACCCAAGUCCAAAAAGGUCCAGCACUCCAACGCAAAGAAUGCUGUUCUGUUUGAAGCCAUCUCCCUCAUCAUCCACCAUGACAGUGAGCCCACCCUGUUGGUACGGGCCUGCAACCAGUUAGGCCAGUUUCUGCAGCACAGGGAAACCAACCUUCGUUAUUUGGCUUUGGAGAGCAUGUGCACACUGGCCAGCUCUGAGUUUUCUCAUGAGACCGUAAAGACACAUAUAGAAACUGUGAUCAACGCUCUAAAGACGGAGCGAGACGUGAGCGUCCGCCAGCGGGCUGUUGAUCUCCUCUACGCCAUGUGUGACCGCAGCAACGCCAAGCAGAUUGUGGCAGAGAUGCUGAGCUACCUGGAGACCGCCGACUACUCAAUCAGAGAGGAGAUAGUGCUCAAGGUGGCUAUCCUGGCAGAAAAAUAUGCUGUGGACUACACCUGGUACGUAGAUACCAUCCUCAACCUCAUCCGCAUCGCCGGCGACUAUGUCAGUGAGGAGGUGUGGUAUCGUGUCAUCCAGAUUGUCAUAAACCGAGAUGAUGUCCAAGGCUAUGCUGCCAAGACCGUCUUUGAGGCACUACAGGCUCCCGCCUGCCAUGAGAACCUGGUUAAGGUGGGGGGUUACAUCCUGGGAGAGUUUGGUAACCUAAUAGCUGGCGACUCACGCUCCAGCCCUCUGGUCCAGUUCAACCUUCUACACUCCAAGUUCCACCUGUGUUCUGUGCCAACUCGGGCACUGUUGCUGUCGGCCUAUAUCAAAUUCAUUAACUUGUUUCCAGAAGUGAAGGCCACGAUCCAAGACGUGCUGCGCUCAGACAGCCAGCUCCGCAACGCUGACGUGGAGCUUCAGCAGAGAGCUGUUGAGUACCUGAGGCUCAGCUGCAUCGCCAGCACUGACAUACUGGCCACAGUCUUAGAAGAGAUGCCUCCAUUCCCAGAGAGAGAGUCUUCAAUCCUGGCAAAGCUGAAGAGGAAGAAGGGCCCAGGCCACCUGCCCGACAUUGACGAUGCCCGGCGGAAUGUCAACGGCAGCACCGAGCACAGCGACAACACUGAAGCCACAAAGUCUUCUCCUUCACUGAUGGCAGACCUUCUCCCUACCAACAGACCCCGCCCCGCCUCCUCUAGCCCCAUCAUACUCUCGGCUGCGACCAUGGGUUCCACCCACCCCUUCACAGAUCUGCUCAAUCUAAACUCCACCCCUUCAGCUGGAGCCAGUCUGCUAGUUGAUGUCUUUUCCGACACCCCCUCACCUGCAUCCAUAGAUGUGUCUGAGGAAAAUUUUCCCAGGUUUGUUUGUAAAAACAAUGGUGUUAUCUAUGAGAACCAGCUUUUGCAGAUUGGACUGAAGUCUGAGUACAGGCAGAACCUGGGUCGCAUGUACGUGUUCUAUGGCAACAAGACAUCCACCCAGUUCCUCAGCUUCUCCUCAUCUGUGAGCUGUAGCGACACGCUCAAGACUCAGCUGAAUGUCCACGCUAAGACAGUAGACCCCAUAAUAGAAGGGGGGGCUCAGUUCCAGCAGAUCCUCAACAUCGAGUGUGUGUCAGAUUUCACAGAUGCACCGGUACUCAACAUCCAGUUCAGAUACGGGGGAACUCUACAGAACAUUGCAGUGAAACUCCCAGUGAUGCUGAACAAGUUUUUCCAGCCCACGGAGAUGACGUCCCAAGACUUCUUCCAACGCUGGAAACAGCUCGGAGCUCCUCAGCAAGAGGUUCAGAACAUCUUCAAAGCCAAACACCCCAUGGACACAGAUGUCACCAAAGCCAAGAUCUUAGGUUUUGGUGUAGCUCUGCUGGACGGGGUGGAUCCCAAUCCCACAAACUUUGUUGGAGCUGGAGUCAUUCACACUAAGAACACUCAGGUGGGCUGCCUCCUCCGACUGGAGCCCAACACACAAGCACAGAUGUACCGGCUCACCCUCCGGACCAGCAGGGACUCUGUGUCUCAGAGACUGUGUGAUCUCCUCUCUGAACAGUUUUAAACAGCACCAGCAUUUUUACACCUCCACUCUCCUAGUCUCACUUUACAUUGGUAUGAUGUAUUGUACAGUGUAAAUUCUUUUUUUUAUUUGACUUACUCUACAUGUAAAUGAAGUGAAAUGUAUUCUUCAUACAUAGCUUUACUAAUAUGUCACUGCUUUAAACCUGCACCGUGCACUCUGCGCACGGUGCAGGAGGCUCUCAAUGCUUCUCUGUAGCGUUCUGAAGCUCCAGAGUUUUGAACAUUUUUGAAUUUGUGUGUUUUUGCUGCUUAGGUUCUGCCUUUCUUACUCAAACACUUUAAAGAGUUGGUUAGGAAGCACUGAUGAGAUGAAGUUAGUUGAAGAUCUCAAUAAGAGUGUAAACUUACCAAUGAUCUCAGUGGUGAAUUCAGUAGUUCAGAUAGUGUUUCUACGAGACAUUUAUUCUUGUAGUGUUUCAAACAAAUGUUGCACAGAACUGGGAAGCUUUCCUGAACUUCUCACCCAUUUUGCACUUGUUAGGUGAAAAAUCAGAUCACAUGGGUAGAUCAGAUAGAUUUAGGCAAAAUAAUUUUGACUUUGAUGUCAGAAUUCUUAACUUAUUUCACCAAUCUGUCACAUCAGGAGGAAAAGAAAAGCUUUGCAUUGUGGUGUUUUUAGCAGACUUUGCUACGAAUUUAGUUCUCUUAUGUGAAUUUAUGAACCACACUGCGCAUACAUUUUACACCUAGAAUUCAGACACUCAAAAUAAAUAGUACACUAGGUAGCGAAUGGAUUUUAUUAUAUCUAUUCCACACAAUUGUGCCUGUAAACUUCUGUUACUCUGUCAAGAGCAGAAAGAGCCUUCAGAUUGACGAGUAAUAUUUUUAAAGUCUAAAGCACUGCCACACUGUCACACUACUUUUGUCUAAAUGCAUUCAUUCACGGAGCACUGCCAAACUGGUAAUAUUUCUGUAUAUCAACAACAUAUGGUGUAUUUUCUGUUUUAUAAAAUGUACUCUUGUAAUCAUCCUCUGUUCAAAGGUGAAAAAAUCCUCCUACCACCACCUCUAAAGCAGUGUGCAUGCGGGCCAAGAAUUAGUCAUAACCCUCCAUAAACGGCAACUUUAUACUUUUUACACUGCUGUCUUUGAACGCAUUAAAAGACAUAGCAUGUUUUAUUUUAGAGGUGUUGGUAUGUGGAUUGGUUUUACUGUUGGACUAAGCAAGGCUAGCGGCUUUCCCUCGUUUACAGUCUUGAAUGCUAAGCUAAGUUAACCGUCUCCAUGCUGUAGCUUUAUAUUUAACGGACAGUUAUGAGAGUGACAUUGACCCUUUUGACCCUCAGCAAGAGAACAAAUAAGGGUAUGUGCCAAAAUAUCAAACUAUUCUCUAAAGAUCAAAAUUAGUAAGAAGCAUGUUUUUACAUUGUCUUGAAGGGUUUGGCCAAUUCAUGAAUAAGGGUACCUUAAAGCUGCAGUAGGUAACUUUUAUAAAAAUAACUUUUUGUCAUAUUUGCUCACAGUAAUACAUGAGAAAGAUAAUCUGAGAAAAAAAAUCAGGUUCCUCCUAGUGCUCCUAAUGGCAUUUGCAAGAAUCCACCGGCCUGAAGGAAAACAACCAAUCAGAGCCAAGAAAGAUAGAACGGCACUCUGGGGUGGCUUGAAAAUAGUUGAUUGUUGAGUCUCAUUCCCAUUGUCCCAAAGCGUUGGUAUUUGACAACCUGGGAAUGAGAGUCAACAAUCAACUAUCUUUCUUUGCAUUGAUUGGUUGUUUUCAUUCAGGCCUGGCAGAUUCUUACAAAUACCACGAGGAGCCAGAAGAACCUGAUUUUUCUUUUUUCAUAGACUAUCUGUAUCAUGUUCUACUGUCAGGAUAUAUUGAAAGUUUCAGCAAAUUUGACAAAAAAUAAAUAUAUUAAAAUGACCUACUGCAGCUUUAAACUAGACCUGGGAAGCUUUACUAUGACAGGUUUUAACAACCGGCUAUGAGCCUUCAACUAUUUUACUCAUUUAUGUUCUGUAGAAGUUUCACAUCAUUUUAAGACCUGUGAACCCCUUUUGGAAGUCUGGAGAUUAUCUGUUUACUUUUGUCAGGCCAGGGAGAUCCUAGCUGUGUUCAAGGAGGCCAACCAGCCCAGUGUCACAGCGUGCCUUCUGUCAUUUGAUGUAUGUCAAUACAAAAUAUAGAACAAAGUGUAGCUGUAAAUGACCACUUGACAAUAAGCACUAAUGUUGUUUCCAGCCUGUUUUUGGAUACAGUGCUGUGUAAAGGAGAAGUGGUACCCAUAUCUGCAGCUCUUUUUAACUGUAUGUGGCUUUUUAGCAUCUUUUGACUGUUUAUUUUGUACUUGUUACUGUGAUGGCUCAGGCUCUCAUUUGGUUAUUUCAAGAUGCAGCAGGCAACUGUCGUCAGGUUGCUGGAAACACGACUCCCAAUAAAUGCUGAUGUUGCUCUGAAUUUGCAGAAUGUGUAAUUAAACUAGUUAGAAAACAUAUCUGCCUUUGUUAGGGUCUUUAUGAGGUGAUUUGUUAAUUUUGUGUUCAAAGCUAGUUUCCAUUACUCCCAAAUGACCAAAAAAUCAGUUAAUGCAGGUUUAAAGCAAUUUGUGUUUUAUAGUCUUCAUCAUUUUGUGCAGUUUACUCACAUUAUGCCUGUACUUGUAGAACAGAGACAUGUGCUCAGCUGGACCUCAGCUUUACACCAGGAUACAAAUGGGACCACACAAAUACAAGCCACUAGUGGUGUGUUCUUUACACUAUGACAGCAUUACCAAAAAUGAGAUUUUUUUUUAAAAACUGCAAUAUAUUGAAUUAUAAUUCCUGUAUCACGAUAUGUAUCAUAUCACCAGAUCUUUGCCCUACAAGCCACAGAUGUUUUUCAAAAAGUCUGGUCUUAACCAGCCUCACAGUUUCUGUCAUGAAAUUAAUUGUAAUAACUUUUAUUGUUCACUUAAAGCUGCAGUAGUAGCUUUUUUUUGUCAUAUUUGUUGAUAGUUUCACUUUAUCCUGACAUGCUCAUAUUCUACUGCCAGGAUAUAGUGAAAGUAUGAAUGAGUGAAAGUGCAGCUUUAAAGCUCCAAAUAACUGAUUUUAAUAGUUCAGACCAAAAGCAACUGAGAAUCAUAUUUCUGUGGGCUCACUGGAUUCUAAUGUAAAAUGGCGUUCAAGUGGUAUACAGGGUACUUAAGAUAUUUGAGCUUGAACCACAACAUUAACACCUAGUUUGUGUCCCUGGUACUGUAUCCAGUACACUCAGUGCUUACUAUCAGUUGCCAUUUUGACUUCAGAAAUUGUAGCAAUGCUGUUGUUCUUUGUGCCUUCUUGUUUGGUGUCUGUGCCAGACACGGGAAUAUGCUGCAUUUGCAAAAGCAAAAGGCUGGAUAUGUUGUAUUUUCAAUGUAAUGCCAUUUCAACAUCCACAUCAAAAUGUUUUUACAAAUAAAAAAAAACAGCUUUCUUUUUAAAGAUUAAUUAUAUAGUAUAAUUAUUCAAUGUAAUCAAUAUAACUCAACUCCUAAGAUCCCACGUUGUACUUGAAGACUGUACAUUUGACUGCACUGAUCUUUAAUAUUGGCUUUACGGCUGGCUGCCUUGAGUGCUCCAAAGCACUCAGUCCUGGUUAAGUAACGCCCUCUAGUGGGUAAAGAGCUCAGACAGAUGUGUGUUUCAUUUUUGAGAGAGAAGGAAGAUUCUGAGUCAAAGACAGCUGUACCUGUUGGUUUCUGUUUCACAUCACCUGUGUUUUUGAGAAGCUGCAACACUGCAAGGAAACUGGAGGACUGACAGCUACUAUUUUUGUCACUUUAUAGUUUACAAUUAGUUUUGAUGUUUAAAGCUGCAGUAGGUAAUUUUUAUAAAAAAUAUUUAAUUUGGCAUAUUUCACUAUAUCCUGACAGUAGAACAUGAGACAGAUAAUCUGUGAAACAAUCAGGUUCCUCUGCCUCCUCCUAGUGCUCCUAAUGGCAUUUGCAAGAAUCCACGGGGCCUGAACGAAAACAACCAAUCACAACCAAGAAAAUGUGUUGAUUGCUGAGUCUCAUUCCCAGGUUGUCAAAUACAGACGUUAUGGGACUCUGGAAAUGAGACUCAAACUCAACUAUCUUCAAGCGUCCAACCACAACCAUCUUUAUAUCUCUCUUGGCUCUGGCUCAGUGGAUACUUGUAAAUCCCAUUAGGAGCACUAGGAGGAGCCAGAGGAACCUGAUUUUUUCACAGAUUAUCAGUCUCAUGUUCUACUGUCAGGAUAAAGUAAAACAUGACAAUAAUUUUUUUAUACCAUCACGAUUUGACCUUGUUGAUUUCAAAGGUUCAAUGUAGCAGCAGUGGUGGAAUACUGACAAAAUAAUCACUAGAGUCAAAGAGAUCAGUUUUUCUGUUGGUUGGUUGUUUUCUAAGAGCCCAUAUUGGCUGUCACGUCUACACACUUGUCAUAAUAUUGGUAUUGCAACACAGGAUGUCUCCUGCACCCUGCCUCGGGGUCAUACUUGUGUUGAAUUUUACACAAAUCUGUGUGCUCUCUGCUGACUUGGUCAUCACAUGAAAAACAAGUGAGCAAUAAGGGUGGAAAAGCUUUUGGCAGGGUUACAAUAUGAGGAGGCAAUAUUACAGAGUCUGUGGUAAGAGUGAGGGCUUAGGGCCGAACAGAUUGAAGACAUUUAUGAAUACUGUUCCUGAUCUGUGGUUGAAACAUGACAGCAAUGACAUUUGAAUAAAGCGUAAAGCUCUACAGGCA
Messenger RNA from Dicentrarchus labrax (European seabass), 7727 nucleotides. RefSeq names its product AP-2 complex subunit alpha-2. The coding region runs from base 168 to 3035 and encodes 955 amino acids. The transcript is spliced from 23 exons. Gene Ontology annotation, biological process: intracellular protein transport; clathrin-dependent endocytosis. Gene Ontology annotation, cellular component: membrane coat; AP-2 adaptor complex. NCBI's taxonomy places the organism in Eukaryota, Metazoa, Chordata, Actinopteri, Moronidae. The record is from RefSeq and is a predicted model, not a curated record. Gene Ontology annotation, molecular function: clathrin-cargo adaptor activity.